AAGUUGUACACCCAGCCCAGCGUGAACCUCUGCUGGCUCCUGCCUCUCCAAGCAGCGGAGGAGUGGGUCUGGCAUGGGCUGGGCUCAGGUUUUGAGGACGAGGAGCGGGUUUGUGACCAUCAACCUGCCUCAGCCCUUCACGUGACCUCGAGUAAUGCCAUGGGAAUUUCACCCCGCUGUGAGGUUCCUACCAUCUGCUCUGCUUCGCCGGGAUGAGGAGCGCUUCUCUCUUUUCCUUCUUGAUUUUUAUACUUCAAACUUCCUUGAAAAUGGAGGAAAUGAAACCACAGGGCUUUUUUUUUUGUGAGUGACGUGGGAGAAAUCAGGCUCCUUCCGGAGAAGGAAUUAAAUUUAGGGUGAAUGCAGAAAAAGAAUGAUUUGUGUUGGCUGCGGGAGUUUGGGGGCCACAUACUCUUGCAGGUGGGAGUGACCUGGGCUGUGACAUCUCUUGGGGUGCCGCAAUCACACGGUUCAUCUCCCGGCUGCUGGCACCUGGAGGUUGCAGGAGCUGGUCCUGCAGCCCAGGGUCCUGUUGCAGGGUUGAAACCUUUCUCCAGCGUUUUGAACCCUUUCUCAGCUGGGUAAAUCCAGGCAAACUCUUUUCCCCCUCAGCAGCUGGAUUUGCUGGGGAUUUUGGGGUUCAUGAGGGUUCUGCGAGAGGGGAGACAUGGAGCAGGGAGAUGGGACCUCCCUGUUCAUAUUGCCUUGGAAAUGUGGGGUUUUGUCUCUCUGUGCCUCGGCAAUUGUGGGAAAAGCCAUUUAUGCCGGUUUUCACAUCGGGAUCGGCGCUUGGGAGGUCCCUGUGUCCGGAUGGGUCCUGCUGGUCCUGCUGAAAUCCCGAGCAGCCCCGGGAGACCCAAAGGUCUGCGGGUGGUGGGAUCUGAGCAUCCCAAAUGUCACCUGGACAACACGAGGGGCUGGGCCCCACAUCCCACAGCGGGGGCUCAACAUCUGGGGACGUGUUCAAUCUCAUCUUGGGAUGCAGCAGGAAAUGACAGCUACUUCUUCUUCCCCUGUGGGAAACACAGCCCUCAGCUCCUGCCAAAUCAUAGACUCAUGGAAUGGUUUGGGUUGAAGGGACCUUCAAAGCUCAUGCAGUCCAACCCCUGCCAUGAGCAGGGACAUCUUCAAGCCCCUGCGCUGGGCGCUGGAGGCAAGCGGGGGACUAGAGGGACAUGACAGGAGCAGGUGCCAUGCAGGGGACACUGCCCAAUGGUGGCUUUUCUCCAGCACCAGCAUAGUGGGGGGCAGGUGAGGACACCCCGGCUGUCCAAAACCCUCACAGGGGUUUUGCUGCUGGAGCAGUGCAGAGGAGCAACGGUGCCAGCAUUGUCCCCGCUGCUGGCUCGUCCCCAGGAGCUGUGUGACCCUUGGGGGGAACAGGUUUCCCCCCCAGUUCCUCCUUGUUUGCAGUGCAUGACCCUCUAGCGAGCGCUGAGCCCGGGGAGCGAAGCGCCCGGCCGCACCGCUGCCUCCAUGUGACUGCAGUUUCCGUUGCCUCCUUCCGCAAAGGCUAAAUCGGUGCUGGGCGCCAGCGCGGGUGGGACACGAACCCCGCGGGUCGCACCUGCCCGUGUCCCACCAGCCGCCGGGCGCAGCCGCCGGGUCCCCCCGCUGCAGGAUGAGUGGCGGUGAACCCUGUGUGCCACUGCACGCGCACUGGCAGUUAUGAAAACGCUGCUUGCCGAGCCCUCGCCGAACCAUCUCUGCUCAUUUGCCUGAGGUUCAGCUUUUCCCCAGAUGCAAAUGCCGUCAGCUCCGCUUCCACCAAGAGUGCCGCCACUGAGAUGGAGGCCCCGCUCUCUGCUCUCCCCCUGCUUCUGGUUCUCCUGGCAGCAGGAUGGAGAAGCGGGGCGGUCGGAGCCUGGGCAACAUCUCCCGGCGGUUGCCAGCUUGUGCAGAGCACCAUGGACUGCACUGGGAGAUGGCUGAGCUCCGUCCCAGGAAACCUUGGAGGUGACACCGAGGAGCUGUUACUUGAUGACAACACUAUCCGUGUCCUGGGCAAUGCCUCUCUGCUCUCCUACCGCCAGCUGCAGCGUCUCAGCCUGACCAAGAACCGGCUGGAGCUCAUUGAGCCUGGUGCCUUCCUCCUCAGCCAAGGCCUCCGCGUGCUCUCCUUGGCCGACAACCUCCUCUCCAUCAACUACUCGCUGACAGCAGCUGCUCUUUCUGCUCUGCCAGCCUUGAGGACGCUGGAUCUAGCUGGAAACCGCCUCACUGAGGACAUGGUAUCAGUUUUAGUCUGGAACUUGUCUUCUUUGGAGUCCUUAUCUGUGGCCAGGAACAUCAUCAUGAGGCUGGACUCGUCCAUCUUCAUGAACCUGACACAGCUGUUGGAUCUGAACCUGGAGAAGAACUACAUCUUUGAGAUUGACCAAGCUUUUGAAGGGCUGCAGAGGCUGCAGAGGCUCAACAUAGCAUACAACUGCCUCCCGUGUGUCGUGGAGUUUGGCCUGACCCAGCUCAGGGUGCUCAACGUCAGCAACAACAUCAUCGAGUGGUUUCUGUCCCUGGAAAGCGAUGACCUCUUUGAGCUGGAGGUGUUGGACCUGUCGCACAACCGCCUCCUCUUCUUCCCCGUGCUGCCGCGGCAGAGCAAGCUGCGCUCCUUGCUGCUGAAGGACAACGAGAUGAGCUUCUACCAGCGCCUCCCCAACGGCACGUCCCUGGCGAACGUCACGGUGCAGUUCCAGCUCAUCGACGGCAACUCCACCAGCAUCAUGACGGUCAAUCUGUGGGAUGAGAUCUGCCACAGCAACCUCUCCUCCCUGCGCCUCCUGGACAUGAGCCAGAACCAGGUCUGGUACCUGCCCGAGGGCUUCCUGGCACAGAUGCCCUCCCUGACCCACCUGAAGCUCAACCAGAACUGCCUGGAGAUGUUUGACCUGUCGGAGGGUGACCCCUUGGCCAUGCUGACGGAGCUGGACCUCAGCCAGAACCGGCUGGAGGAGCUGGGGGCAGACGUGGGUACUGGGGGCGUUCUGCCCAACCUGCAGCUCUUCAACCUCAGCACCAACAGCCUGCGGGCGCUUCCUCCUGGGCUUUUCACCUACACCAGGAAGAUCGCUACCAUAGACCUCAGCCACAACCGGGUUGACCUCUGUCCCCAGCCCGCCAUUGCAGGCGAGGCGGAGAGUCCCCCCUGCGUGGACAUCAGGGGUGUGGAGACCUUGGCCCAUCUCUCCUUGGCUGGCUGUGGUCUGAGGGGACUGGGCGGCCGCCCCUUCCAGGGGACAUCGCUGAGGCAUUUGGACCUUUCCAACAACCACCAGUUGCUGUCCGGGGACCUGGGCUGGCUGCAGGACCUCGCUGUGACGCUGCACGUGUUGUCUCUGAGGAACACCAGCCUCUCCUCCGCCGACGUGGACUUCUCCGCCUUUAACAGCCUGGUGCGCUUGGACCUGUCGGGGAACUCCCUGAGCGUCUUCCCCCCGUCGCUGGGCGUCCUGCGGCUGCGCAGCCUGGACCUGCGGGACAACAGCCUCCCGGCUCUGCCGCCGGCCGUGGCGCGGACGCUGCUGGGGACGAGCCUGCGGGAGCUCUACCUGAGCAGGAACCCCUACAACUGCUGCACGCUGGGCUGGUGGGACGCGCUGCAGCGGGCGGAGGGGCUGCGUGUCCCCGACGGGCGGGAGGUGACGUGCAGCUUCGCGUCCCGCACGCUGAGCCCGCGGGCGCUGCCUGAGCCCGUCAUGCGCAGCUGCCGCUGGCAGACGGCCGACCUGGCGCUCCUCUACCUGGUGCUGGCGCUGCCCACCUGCCUCACCGCCCUGGUGGCCUUCGCCGUCGUUUUCCUCACAUUCAAGCAAAAGCUGCUAAAAAUGGUGAAAAGCCGGUGCGGGGUGUCCAGCCCUUACUGAUGGCUGGAAGGAGGGGGACGGGCUUGGGACGGUGACUGUGAGUGGGUUGUCAGGGUGACUCCGAGGUGGGUGAGAUGGAGACGCAAUGGGUGGAGGACCAGGGGAUGCUGGGGAGCUGCUGUUUCUCCACAGGUUCCCUAAAGGGUGUGUGGCCGUGGCCGGUGAUGGACCCUGGAGCCAUGCCGAGCGUCCUCAAGGGACACAUCUUCGGCAGAAACCAUUAGCUGAUGUUGGCGAGAGCCAAGUGGAUGUGACACCAAACCUCUCUUAGCCAAAGGGGCACAGACAGUUGCCCUCUGACUCUGUUCCCCCCGCUCAGGCAGUUCCUUUUAUUUAUUCACCCCCAUAGCCAAGUCUGCUGUGAAACACCCUGCAGCCGUGCAGCAGCCUCCAGGAAUCGCCCCGGCUGGAGCAAACAUCCCCCGGGGCUGCAGGAAGGAGGCAAACUGCAGCAGCCCUGGGCGGUCACCCUGUGCGAGUGCUGAUAAGACAGGCGUGUCUUUACAGCAGGGCUGAAAAACACACUGCGGGCUGUCAUUGCUUGGUUAAGUUGCGAUCUUGGCUAGAAGAGCCCAUGAAAAAUCGUCCAAGCUGCAACGAUGUAAAACAUCAACUAAAAGACAGGAGAAUAAAUUAUAUCAGUAGUGAUAUUUUA
Columba livia (rock pigeon) is the source of this 4518-nucleotide messenger RNA. It is a transcript of the gene NRROS, whose product is annotated as negative regulator of reactive oxygen species. NCBI's taxonomy places the organism in Eukaryota, Metazoa, Chordata, Aves, Columbiformes, Columbidae. The transcript has 4 exons. Bases 1788 to 3863 code for a protein of 691 amino acids. Gene Ontology annotation, molecular function: protein binding. The record is from RefSeq and is a predicted model, not a curated record.